UAUUAGAAUUAGACAUCAUUUCAGAAACACUUAUCAAAAUUUUCGUUCUCGAAAUUGUAAUUCAAUAAACUCAAAAAAAAACAAGAAUGUCCGCCCAUAGUCUAACAGAGGAACAAGAGCGCCAGUUCCGUCAGAUGUUCGAGAUGUUCGACAAAAAUGGCGACGGUUCGAUCAGCACAUCGGAACUGGGAUCGGUCGUUCGGGCCUUGGGUAUGAAUCCCUCCAUUGCGGAAAUCGAGCAAAUGAUCCACGAGGUCGAUUUGGACGGAAGUGGGUCGAUUGAGUUGAACGAAUUUCUCAUACUGAUGGCACGUAAGUCACGGGAGGGUUCCACACAGGAAGAGCUACGGGAUGCGUUCAAAAUUUUUGACAAGGAUGGAGAUGGAUUUCUCACGGUUGACGAGUUGUCGGCUGUUAUGAAGAACUUUGGCGAGAGAUUGACCGAUGACGAACUAGCAGAUCUGCUGGAGGAAGCCGACAUCGAUGGAGACGGAAAGAUCAACUAUGAAGAAUUUGUCAUCAUGUUGAGCAAGUGAACAAAUGGUUUGAUUAUUAAUCACUUCGUUUUGAAAUAUAAAAUAUAGAAAUGAUUCUUCAUUUUCCAUUGCAAACAACGCGGAAAACAUAGAGCAUAAUAAAUGUACGAUAUUAUAAAGGAG
Messenger RNA from Aedes aegypti (yellow fever mosquito), 659 nucleotides. RefSeq names its product calmodulin-beta-like. The transcript has a single exon. The coding region runs from base 87 to 536 and encodes 149 amino acids. Gene Ontology annotation, molecular function: calcium ion binding; enzyme regulator activity. NCBI's taxonomy places the organism in Eukaryota, Metazoa, Arthropoda, Insecta, Diptera, Culicidae. The record is from RefSeq and is a predicted model, not a curated record.